Molecule: messenger RNA, 3450 nt
Organism: Acanthaster planci (crown-of-thorns starfish)
Lineage: Eukaryota; Metazoa; Echinodermata; Asteroidea; Valvatida; Acanthasteridae
Product: sterol carrier protein 2-like
Molecular function (GO): acyltransferase activity, transferring groups other than amino-acyl groups
Source: RefSeq, a predicted model, not a curated record
UCUGGUUAAUUCGACAAGAUUUCACGUCCGUCUGAAACAUUUUGAGAUCAGCGGUCCAAAAACAUAAGACCCUGGACGAGUCCAUGUCAGUGUCACUGUGUCAGCCCAGCGCCCACCCCUGCAUAUAUCAUAUGCAAAACGUCUAGCUUGACCACGUUGACUGGAAAGGGAUUGACUACAGAAGACAAAAUGACUGGAAAGAGAAGAGUUUUUGUGGCUGGAGUCGGUAUGACUAAGUUUGAGAAGCCAGGCCGACGAGCAGACUUUGACUACCCAGAAAUGGCUAAGGAGGCUGGCACCAAGGCUUUACAUGAUGCUGGUAUCAAGUACAGUGAUGUGGAACAAGGUGUGGUAGGCUAUGUGUAUGGAGACACUACAUGUGGUCAGCGUGCUAUGUACCAACUUGGCAUGACUGGUAUUCCUAUAUACAACGUGAACAAUGCGUGUGCCACUGGUUCUUCUGCCUUGUAUUUGGCCAAGCAGCUGGUUGAAGGAGGCUUGGCUGAUUGUGUCAUGGCAUUGGGAUUUGAAAAGAUGCAGCAAGGCUCACUGAAAGCACAGUUUGAGGACCGUACCAACCCAAUCGACAAACAUGUUGAGGUCCUUAUGAACACUCAUGGCCUGCAGCCUGGCCCGAUCACAGCUCAGAUGUUUAGCCAAGCUGGUAAAGAACACAUGAGCAAAUACGGAACAACAGCAGAGCACAUGGCAAAGAUUGCCUACAAGAACCACAAACAUUCCACCAACAAUCCCUAUUCACAGUUUCAAACAGAAUUCUCCUUAGAUGAAAUCAAGAAGUCACCAGUGGUGUCUCAACCUCUCACCAAACUGCAAUGUUGCCCCACAUCAGAUGGUAGUGCAGCAGCUAUUUUGUGUAGUGAGGACUUUGUGAGGAAUCAUAACUUAGAGGGACAAGCAGUGGAGAUAAUUGGUAUGGAGAUGGCUACAGAUCUGCCCAGCACAUUUGAGGAAAACAGCAUCAUGAAAAUGGUUGGAUAUGACAUGACAAAGAAAGCAGCAGAUGAGGUCUUUAAAAAGGCAGGAAUUCACCCCACCGAUGUUCAUGUUGUGGAGCUGCAUGAUUGCUUUGCUGCUAAUGAGUUGAUUACAUAUGAGGCACUUGGCCUGUGUCCACCAGGUAAGGCUGGUGAGCUAAUUGAUCGAGGAGAUAACACCUAUGGAGGGAAGUACGUUAUUAAUCCUAGCGGUGGUCUCAUCUCCAAGGGCCACCCAUUGGGUGCAACAGGAUUAGCCCAGUGUUCUGAGCUUUGUUGGCAGUUGCGUGGAGAAGCUGAUAGAAGGCAGGUGCCUGGAGCCAAGCUCGCAUUACAACAUAACUUAGGAUUAGGAGGUGCUGUCAUAGUCACACUCUACAAAAUGGGCUUCCCUGAUCACUCCAAGGCCCGAAUCCAGCCCAGCCUGACAGCAGCCGAGACAUUCAAGUGCGAGCCUAUGUUCAAUCUCAUUGCAGAACACUUCAAAGAGAGUGGUGGCGAUCUUGUGAAGAAGACUAAAGCCAAGUUUGGGUUCAAAGUUACGGGUGGACCUGGAGGAAAAACUGGAUUCUGGGUGGUUGAUCUUAAGAGUGGAACAGGCAGCGUGAAGCGAGAUGUACAGGAAAAAGUUGAUGUGACUUUCACCAUGAAAGAUUCUGACUUGGUUGAAAUGAUGAUGGGAAAACUCCAGCCACAGUCGGCAUUUCUCAGAGGUAAACUCAAGAUUACUGGUAACAUGUCCCUUGCCUUCAAGUUGCAAGGAAUCAUCCCUAAGGAUAUAGCUGUCAAGGCCAAACUUUGAGAGAAGGCAGUGGGACAACCUUGACAAAUCAGGAAUAGUUCAGAAAUGCUCAAAUGGAACAAAAAGAAAAAAAUAACAUGAGAGCUUGUGUAAAUUGUUGCUUUUGUUCCCUACCCAAACUUCUUGAUGUACGUAGAUCACUUUAUUAUAAAGUGUGGUUGUGUAUUGAUAUUGACUCCCAUUGAUUCCUAUUGUCUAAGCUACAUGGAGGGUUUGCGGUCCCUCACAUGGUCCUACACGGUGUCCACAGGUAUUCAGUGAAAUAAUUGCACUUCACAGGAGAAGCCAGUGGCAUUCCCAUUUUAAAAAGUGCCCUUAUAAAGAUGAUUAAAGUUGGCAACAAUCUUAUCACUACUUUGAUGAAAAGGAGAACAUUAAUCCUGCUGUAUGUUACUAUGCAGAAGUUUUUUAAAGACUUUUUUGUGAACUUCCGUAGCCAUUUAUAUGCCCCAUUCUUAAUUUUCAAUUCAAAUUUCGAAUUUUUAACUUAGAUUUGACAGAAAUUGUACUAUUGACAAACAGGAUGUGAAGUCUGUUAAACACUUUUGGCGUAAUAUAUAGAAGUAGGUGGACAGGUCUAUAUUUGAAGUGAGAAGUUAACUGGCCACAAAGGUGAUCUUCAUUGAUGCGAUAAAAUCUCCAGUUUGUUUUUACAUUGAACUUGUUUUUAUAUUAGCGCCAUAGUUGAAGACCAUGAUAGGAAAAUGGGGUUUUUGUGACUUCUACUUCUCAUCGGUAUAUCCAUGUUCCAAUCAUAUGUUCCAUCAUAGAUGCAUAAAAUCAAAGCAGUCUUUGGCUUACUCUGGCAAUCUCCAGUUUCUCAUGUUUUUAUUUUAAGAAAUCUAUAUCUCUGUCUGCUCAUUACCAGUAAGUUUAAUUGAUCGUGUCGACUGCAGAUACAUGCAAGUUUAAAGGCUUAGUUAUUUGUGUGUGAAUUCUGCGCAAAUAUAAGUUAAUUAAUGGUGAAAUUGCAUACAGUGCAUGGAUUCUGUUUAUGUGAAUAUCAUAUGAUAUGGGGAAAACAUUUCCUUUCCGAAAAUUUCUGCACAGAUGUUUAUACAUGUAUUGUAGCAGGUUUGUUAAUAAAUGUAAACUGAGUAUAGUAUUUGUAACAUGCAAUGUUACUGUAAAGGGUUUGAGGUGAUGAAGUUUUCUUAGACGCUCAUUGUGCAACUUUAGAUUCUCCAAUUUAUGAAAUAAUUAAGUAUUCUUUUAGGUCGUAAUGAAUUGAAAAGUGCGCUUUUUACACAUUUACAGUUGUCCAUGUCUUUCUUGACAAGACGUUGUUGCCGUGAUGUAUAUCAGGCUGGUGAGGACACAGUUCAAUCUAAUUACUUACCGCUGACAUUGUACCCACUACAAGGCAAUGCAAGCACUGCACCCUUAUCCUGGGAUAAGUGUGCCAAGGCCUCAGAUUUGACACACCUCAAGUUGCCAUGAAAACAGAUCGGUUAGAUUAUCGGGGUUUUGAAGAUGUGCUGUCUGAAUCCUGGUAAAAAUUUUACUUGAAAAACAGUGGAAUCGGGUGUAAAUGUUUCUGUAACGGCUUUUGAGAUGCAGAAAGUAGAUUGUGAAUCAUCCAGAAAAAGGAUGUUUAAAGCCGAAUUUUUGUCAACCAGAAAUAAAGAAAUCUGUCAAACGGCUUGAAACGAC